AGCCAAGCCACGCCCACCCCUCAGCGGCCGCCAUGUUCCUGCCAGAGAGACGAUGACAGGAAGGAGAAGCUGUUGAGAGCACUGCGGCCGGUUGCUUGUCCUGCCAGUGCGGAGAGAAGGACUGUGACGCCAUUGUACGCCCGCAGCGGCCCGCCUGCCCUCACACACACACAGCUCGCCGGCGGUGGGAGUCAGGGCCGAGGCAGUUGGCUGGUGCAGUGAGGUGGUCGCGCAGACUGGGGGUCGCUGCCGUGCAGGCUAGCAGGGUGAUCCCUCCUCUCGGGCUAUUUAUAGAGAGGGAGCCAGGCGGCAUUAUCUGUAUGGUGAUUAUCGCAGGAUCCCCACAGUGUGCUCGGGGCUCUACCUCCUCCCCGCCUGGAGCCUCCGGAGGGAAACUUUACCCAGUCAGUCACAGCCAGGACCCCCCAACCAGGACCGCAGCCCCCCAGCCAGACCACCAAUAACAACAACAACAAUCAUAAUAAACCCCCCCCCAGCCAGACCACCACCAGUAAUAACAACCCCCCCCCAGCCAGACCACCACCAAUAAUAACAAUAAUAAACCCCAUGCCAGUCAUAGACUCACCGUCACAUCCAGGAGAGCUCAUCUGGAUUUAAACCUCAGCCUAAUCCCACCAUCCUAUCUCCACUGCAGACAGCGGAAAGGGGGCUCUGACCGUGUGCUCCAAGCAUCCCCUGACAGCCAAAAUGUCAAACCCUGUGCCAGUGGAUAUGAUUAACUUGCGUCUAAUAUUGGUAAGCGGAAAGACAAAAGAAUUCCUAUUUUCGCCGAAUGAUUCAGCGGCAGACAUUGCUAAACAUGUCUACGAUAACUGGCCAAUGGAUUGGGAAGAGGAGCAGGUCAGCAGUCCGAAUAUCCUUCGACUCAUUUAUCAAGGACGAUUUCUCCACGGCAAUGUGACUUUAGGAGCAUUAAAACUUCCUCUUGGUAAGACAACGGUGAUGCAUUUGGUUGCCAGAGAGACAUUGCCAGAGCCUAACUCUCAAGGUCAAAGAAACCGUGAGAAGACCGGAGAGAGUAAUUGCUGUGUAAUCCUGUAAACCCCGCCAUGUCUGCGAAGUGUGAUGUAAUAUAGUCCUUGUCUUUCAUGCUGCUGGAAUAGAGGAGACCCAUUGCUUCAAAGAACCUUAGAACAACCAUCGUUAUAUAUACGGACUUGAUAUAUUACAUGAACACUCUCAACUCUCUUCAUUGAAAGAGACCAAAAACAUUCUCAUUCUGAUUUUUUUUUCUUCUUCUUCUUUUUCUUGCUGAGUAAGUUUGUAGUAUGUUAUAGUAUCUCCGUUUUUUGAAUGCAUUCAGUCUCCAGGGGAUAAAAAAAAUUAAAAAAAAAAUCUUCACUUAUACAACAAGAAUCAUUUGUGCUGCAGCAAAAAGAAAUCACCUUAACUGAUUUACAGCCGUCUACAUGCAGAUUGCACUAACGUACGACAACGCUAGCGCUAGCCAUACAAAAUACUACAGUUGAAGAGACGCGUUCCGGAAAUUGAAGCUAUCACAUACCGGCUGAAAUCAAAAGUAAGGGGGACUCACUUCUACCUAACAUAUGAUUAUUGGCCACAGCGGCACAAGGUAGUAGCAAGCGGAUGACAAAACGGUUUAUAUUCAAGGAACAAAACUAAAUGUGCCUGUACUCUAAAAGCACUCUGCAGAGGGCUCUGGAAUAAUCAUUCUGUACUAUAUGGUGCACUCUUAUCUCAAGCAUACGUUGCAUGCGUGUUCAUACCAAGCAAAUGAUAAGAGAGUGCCUUUCCUAGCCUUAAUAUGGGAGGGUAAUUUUCCUGUAGUCCAUAAGCCUUUAUUAUUGUGCAGAGGUAUUAGCAGAUGUUAUUUACUAAUCCAUUUUGUGUUUUAAUAUCAAACGAUGAUAUUUUCGGUGAUAAUUCCUCAUCUGUAAUUGAGUGUCCAAGUUCAUGCUUACCGCCAUUUAAAUAGUUAAUAAAUUCAUGAUGACAACGAACCGUUAACAUAGUACAACUUUUGGUUCCGUCAAUAAUCUGCAUUUGUAUUAGAGCUUGCUAAAAUAUUAAAAAUUCAAGCAAAAAUGAAGAUGCUGUUUUCUUUUUCCCUCAUUUCAUUAAAAAAUUUAAAAAUAAAUUUGCACAGCACUAAAGCAUGAAGCUACUUUCAUUUAAAACUGUAAAAAAAAAAAAAAAAAAUCAAAUAUAAACCUUUUUUAUAUUUUUCCACUAGGGACAAGGCUUCCUGGUUGAAAUUACAAAUAUGUGUAGAAUAUAUUUAAUAAAAAAAAAAAACCUUAUAAAAUGCAUUAUUAUAGAAUCUAACUAUAGAUUGGCAUAGUGUAAUAGAAUAAAAUAUACCUAUAAAUUGCUUUUUGAAAACAGUCCCAGGUUCACCUGGUCUUCUGUAUUCUUAAAAACACGAAAAAAGGUGUUAAAAACCCUUACAAAUCUUAACUGUAAUAAUUAUUUUCGAUGGUCCGCAUCCUUUAAGUGUAAUCAGAUUCUUUUUUUUUUGGUUUUCUUCAUUAUAUUAGCUUUGACAAAAUGCUUUAAUAUGCAUUAGGUCUUAAACAAAUAUAUUGUUCAUACUGAUUUGACUUAAAUUUGUAUAGAGCCGUUUUAAAAAGCAGACUACUGUAAAUAGCACUAAACGUUUUUCUUCCUGCAACCUGUACUGAUAUAGAUUAUUCUGUAACUAAAUAAAAAAAUAUAUAUAUUGUAGUGCAUUUCUGUUGGUUGUCUGGUGGUUAUGAUUGGGAUUGUAAUUGUUUAGAAAUGUUUUGAUAAAACUGGAAAAUCAUCUGGAUUUUAAAAUCAGUGCACAUAUCUGGUUUCUGCAAAUGAAUCCUGCUGAUUACUUUUGUAAUCCCAUUGAUAGUGAAUUGUUAUGAAAUUUUCCUGUAUAGCUAUAAUAAAGUAAAUCGUCACAAUAUCGUGACCUCUGUCUCUAGAAUUGGUUCUAACACAGAGCUUUUCAGCCACGUUUUGAUAGGUUUAAAAAAAAAUCAAAAAAUCAUGUUUUUGUUUUUUACAUUACAGAAAGUAUUUACCAGAUUUAUUGCAUAAAAAUGAAUGAUAUAACUGAACAGUGAGAAUAAUAUGUGGCGGUCAUCUGAAAUUUCCUGUUAAUAAAUACAUCUAAAACAUUAUUACCAA
Pelobates fuscus (common spadefoot toad) is the source of this 3141-nucleotide messenger RNA. It is a transcript of the gene UBL3, whose product is annotated as ubiquitin like 3. The coding region runs from base 709 to 1062 and encodes 117 amino acids. The transcript has 5 exons. The record is from RefSeq and is a predicted model, not a curated record. Lineage: Eukaryota; Metazoa; Chordata; Amphibia; Anura; Pelobatidae. Gene Ontology annotation, molecular function: protein binding.